This is a messenger RNA of Oppiella nova, 1860 nucleotides long. The record is from the annotation of a GenBank genome assembly. NCBI's taxonomy places the organism in Eukaryota, Metazoa, Arthropoda, Arachnida, Sarcoptiformes, Oppiidae.
GCCGACUCCGUAGACUUCACUCUCAACGGAAAGAAAAUCACUUUAUUUAGCGGUUCUUUACAUUACUUCCGAUUACCGGCACAGUAUUGGAAGGACAGGCUGUUGAAGUUCAGGGCCGCCGGACUUAACACGGUGCAGUCAUACGUGGCCUGGAACAUACACGAGGACAUCCCUGGCCAAUGGGACUUUGAGACCGGAUUCCGAAACCUGCGAGAGUUCCUCAAAGCCGUCAAAGAGGCCGAUAUGUUCUUCUGGUUCCGGAUCGGCCCCUACAUCGACGCCGAGUGGGAAUUGGGAGGCUUUCCCGCGUGGAUGCUCAGGGAUCCUAAAAUGAGAUUCAAGUCCAACUACAAGCCUUACCUGAACGCAGUGGAGGCCUACUUCAUGAAGGUUUUAGCCCUUAUCGAUGAGUUCCAGUUCCAAAAGGGCGGCCCGUAUUAUCGGGACGUCAUGCUCUUGCUCAAGCCCCCUAUUGUGAUGCCAUUUACUGUAUGUGGCGUUUUAGAGACGGAUAACUUUAACUCGGAUUCAUUAAAGCACUUGACUGCAUUACGCCAAGCUCAACCUAAUAAACCCCUAUACGUAUCUGAAUUUUGGCCAGGCUGGUUUGACUCCUGGGGUGGCGGUCACGCCCACUACGACGUCAAGAAGUUUGAGAAGGAGGUAACGGAUGUGGUAUUCAAUGCCAACGCGUCCAUCAAUUUCUACAUGUUUUUCGGCGGAACUAACUUUGGGUUUAUGAAUGGCGGCGAUGGGGAUAAGGCUCUGGUCACCAGUUAUGACUAUAAUGCACCAUUAUCUGAGACAGGCAAUUAUACGGAUAAGUAUUGGAAAACAAAGGAAUUGAUUGAAAAGUUUAAUAAAGAGAGGUCUCAACCAAAGCUAUUAAUACCUAAACCCCCGACAUAUGUGGCUCCUGUAUCUUAUGGUAAGAUAAAGGGAUUACUUGAGUUUAGAGGACGUGUUGACAAUGAAAAGUUUAAUAAAGAGAGGUCUCAACCAAAGCUAUUAAUACCUAAACCCCCGACAUAUGUGGCUCCUGUAUCUUAUGGUAAGAUAAAGGUUAGGGAUUACUUGAGUUUAGAGGACGUGUUGACAAAAAUCAAGCCAAUCGUCACCGAAAAGCCACAACACAUGGAGUUAUUAAACAUUGGCACAUAUUAUGGACAAAAUUAUGGUUUCAUUCUCUAUAGACUCACAAACUUACAGAAGUUUAAGCAUCUAAAACUGACCGGUGGUGCCUCUGAUCGGGGAGUCAUACUCGUAGACCACAAGGAAGUUGGUGUCGUUGAGGGUAAGAAAGACUAUAAUCAGGACUUAAAUGACACACAAUUUGCAAACACAACGACUCAUACGUUGGAUAUUGUGGUUGAAAACUGGGGACGUCUGAAGAUCGGCUCUAAUAUGAAUAUCGAUCGCAAGGGUCUUAAUGGAGAUGUUGAUGUCGAUGCAAAAGUUGCCACAAAUUUCCAGACAUUUCCGCUUGAAUUCAAAGAACCAUUUGUUAAACAAUUGUCUGAAUUGAAGGGAAAACCUUUCGUUGAGGGCAUCAAAAGCCCAGCCGUUUAUCGGUUAGAAUUGGAUAUUAAGGACAGUCCUAAGGACACAUUCAUACGACUGGACGGUUGGUCGAAGGGAAAUGUAUUUAUCAAUGAUUUCAAUAUAGGCCGGUAUUACCACAUCGGACCCCAACAGACACUGUAUAUCCCUGCACCGUUACUAAAAACAGGCAAAAAUGAUAUAUUAGUGUUUGAGUUGCAUUCAUCAACUGGCCAGGUUGAAUUUGUUGAUACCCCACAUUUGGGAUAAUCCUUGUAAUGAAAUAAAUACUAAACUACACUCAAUAAAAUUUUUAUAAUU